Talaromyces amestolkiae is the source of this 777-nucleotide messenger RNA. RefSeq lists its product as uncharacterized. The record is from RefSeq and is a predicted model, not a curated record. The transcript has 2 exons. Lineage: Eukaryota; Fungi; Ascomycota; Eurotiomycetes; Eurotiales; Trichocomaceae. Bases 1 to 777 code for a protein of 258 amino acids.
AUGCAGACAACCGUCGGUAUCGCCGGAAUAUCGGGCAAACUUGCACAAUGCCUCGUCAAAGAGCUACUCAAAUAUCCAGAAAUCGUGAUAAGAGGAUAUUGUCGAAGCCUGCAGAAGCUUCCUCCGUCAAUCUCUCAAUCAAAGAGGAUCGUCCUCAUAAAAGGGGGGUACGAUGACCGGGAAAAUGCCCGGAAAUUUGUCCAGGGAUCCGAUGUGGUGGUCUGUUGCUAUUAUGGGGGUCCAGAGCUGAUGACACAUGGACAAGAAAUAUUGAUCGACGCUUGUGAGGACGCAGGCGUAAACAGGUAUAUCGCGAGUGACUUUGCGGUUGACUACACCAAAAUACCACGCGACGCUAUCUUUCCGAAGAAGUCGGCUCAAAUCGUGAUGGAGUAUCUCACGACUAAGAAAGUGUCAGGCGUGCACAUUCUAACAGGUGGAUUGAUGGAGACAUUCUGGAGCGAUUUCUUUGGGCUUUAUAACUCCGACAAUCGUUCAAUUUCAUUCUGGGGCACAGGGGAUGAGCAGUGGGAUUUGACCACUUGCACGACUGCUGCAGCGUAUACUGCCGCCUUGGCUCUUGACAGAAAUGCCAAAGGGGUAUUCCGAUUUCGGGGCGAUCGCAAGAGCAUCAAGGACAUCAAGGGAAUCUUUGAGACGGUCUAUGGAAUCCCACUUCAUCUCAAGCAAAAAGGGUCUAUAGAUGAGCUAUAUCAAACCGUCGAGGAAUCAUUCAACAUGAAUCCGGAAGAUAUUUCAAGUUGGGCGCCCAUGUAA